This is a messenger RNA of Plasmodium yoelii, 3093 nucleotides long. RefSeq names its product tetratricopeptide repeat protein, putative. The coding region runs from base 1 to 3093 and encodes 1030 amino acids. Gene Ontology annotation, molecular function: protein binding; molecular adaptor activity. Gene Ontology annotation, cellular component: TRC complex; membrane. The transcript has a single exon. The record is from RefSeq and is a predicted model, not a curated record. Gene Ontology annotation, biological process: post-translational protein targeting to endoplasmic reticulum membrane. Lineage: Eukaryota; Apicomplexa; Aconoidasida; Haemosporida; Plasmodiidae.
AUGAAAAGCGAUUACUUAAAUUAUCACAUUCCCAAGGAAGAUGAAAUAAACAGCUUUUUAGACAAUGUUGAUACAGUUACCACAAAAAUAAAAAAUUUAUUAGAUGGGAAAAUAAGCAUAGAAGAAAUUGAAAAGGAAGAAAAUAUAAUAAAACUUGAAAAAAGAGCUAAAGAAAUAAAAAUAGAAGAAAAAAAAGAAAAAGAAAAAGAAAAUUUUAUCAUGGGAAAAAAAGGAGGAGGUGAUAAAGAUGAUUAUCUAUAUUUUUGUAAAUCAUGUUUAGUCGAAUAUAAUUAUAAAUUAGAUUUUUGUAAAAGAUGUAACAAAAGUGUUAUAAGUAAAGAGGAAAGGAAAAAAGAAUUAUUUGAUAAAGUUGAAAAUUAUAAACAUUUAAAAAAUAAAAGAAAUGAAAGAAGGGAAAUAUGGAAUAAAUAUUUAAAUUCAUGUAAAAAUCAAAAUAAUAAAAAAACUACAAAUUAUGAAAAAUGGAAUUAUUAUGAACCAAGUAGUGACACAUUUGAUGAAGAUGAAAAAAUAUUAUGUUUACCAAAACAUGAUUCUAAUUUUCAAAUUUUAGAAAAAAAAAUAGAUGAAGAUAUUAAAAAAAGAAAAAAAAAUAAACAAAUAGCUAAUCGUAUAAAAUUAAAUGGAAAUAAAUAUUUUAAAGAAAAAAAAUAUUCACAAGCUAUUGAUUGUUAUAAUCAUGUAAUAAAUAUAUCUAAAGAUUAUUUAGAGGUUUAUAAUAAUUUAUCUUUAUGUUAUAUUAAAACAUAUCAAUAUGAAAAAGCAAUAGAAAAUUGUAAUCAUGUUAUUGAUUAUUAUAAUGUUUUUAAUUCAAGCUUUUCUAUAAAUAAAGAUAUUUUAUUUAAAGCAUAUUUUAGAAAAGGGUUCUCAUUUUAUAAAUUAUUAAUAUUCGACAAAGCGUUAAAAAAUUUUGAUUUAGCAAUCACAUUUCAUAAUUCUGACAUCGAAAUAAUGGAAUUAAUAAAUAAAUGUAAACUUAUAAUUCUUGAUCAAGCAAAAUAUAAUAACAUAAACAUAGAUCAUGUUGAGAAUAUAUUUUUAAGAAUCGAAAAUCUAGACAUAAUAACAAACGAUGAAUUAUUUUUGAAGGAAUUAAAGAAUCUUAAACAAAUCGUAAAAAAAAAUGAGCUUGAGAGGUUGAAAUUUUGUUCACAUGUGUGCAAAAAUGAUGGAAAUGGAAAUGAUGAAAAUCAAAAUAAAAAUGAUGGAAAUGACCAAAAUAUAAAUGCCUCUAGAGGAACUACCUUUUUGCUAUACCUCUCUAAAAUAUUUAAUAAAAUAAUGAUUUAUAUAAAUAAUAAAUUUGGAAUAAAUAUUUUAUCCCAACAUAUGACAAUAUUAUAUAAAAAAAAAGAAUCUAAAACUACUAAUGUAGAUAAAAAUGAUAAUAAAACAAUAAAAGAUAUGUCUAAAAAUUUAAUAAAAUGUUGUAUAAAAUUAAUUGAUAUAGUAAUGAUUGUAUUAAAUAAUAAUUAUUAUUAUUCUGAUUUUUGUAUUGAAUGUAUAAAACCUAUUUUAACAUUUUAUUUUAUAAGAAAUAAAUUUAAUAAACUAAAAUGUACAUAUUUUUUACACUCGAUUUCAAGAAAUGAUAAUGCAAGGAAAUAUAUUGAUCAACAUAUUUUACAAAUUAAUAAUAUUGUAUUAAAAAAUUUUUUAAUUCUUAUAAAUAACUAUAUACAAAAAGAAUUAGAAAUGUAUGAUGAAAAACGAAUUAAAAAAUAUGAAUGUGUAAGAAAUAAAAUGAUUGAGUCAGGGAAAAUAUUCAAAUUUGACAUUAACGAGGAAUAUAUUAUUAACCCUCCAAAUUGUAACGUCUUUAAAAAUAGCGAAAAAAAUAGCGAAAAAAAUAGCGAAAAAAAUCACGAAAAAAAUCACGAAAAACAUAUAAUAAAUAUGUAUAAAGAGAAAUAUGAAAUUAUAAACUUAUUUGGUAUCUUAUCAAAUUUAACACUCAUUCCUAAUGUAUUAAAUAUUAUAGAAAAUAACUUUUUUAAUUAUAUAUUAAAUAUAGCUAUUUAUAUUAUCGAAUUAUUUUAUUUUUCUGAACAAACUGUUAAUAUAUAUUAUUUAUCUUUCUUUAUUAGUAUAUUAAAAAAUAAAAAAAUUCGAUCAUUUUUUAUUAAUACAAUUUUAGAUGAUAUAUUAUAUUUUAUUUCAAUUGUAGAAAAUAUAGAUAUUCUUAAAAGUCUAUUAACUAUUCUACUAAAUUUAACAGUCGGAUGGAAUGACGAAUUUGCUAUUUCGACAACUAGCCAAAAUACACAUAUUCCUAAAAAUAAAACUAGCCAAAAUACACACAUUUUAAAAAAAAAAAUUAGCCAAAAUUGUUUCAAAAAAAUUAUUAUUUUAGUUAACUCAAAUGAUAAAGAUAUUAGAGAUACAGCUUUUUUACUUUUGUCUAGAUUUUAUUUAUAUUCCUAUUUUGGUCAUAUUAUAAUAGAAGGGGUUUCUACUAACGAUCAAAUAAAUAUAUUAGAAAAUGAAAACUAUCAACUAAAAGGAAAAUUAUUAAAAAAUAAAAUAUUGAAAGAACAUGAAAUAGCAAUAAAACUUGAUGAUAAUACAUUGUCUACUUUUAUAAAUAGAAUAUAUUCUUUAUUUAAAAAUAAAACAUAUAUAGAAAAAACUUGUAUAAAUUUUGUAAGCAAUUUAUCAAAAUAUACUAAUUUUAUAAAUAUUUGUUUAUUAACAAAAAAUAAAAGUAAUAAUAUAAUAUAUACUUAUUUUUAUACCAUUUUAAAAUAUAUUAAUUAUAUAUAUUCCGAAAAUUGUGGAAAUGAUGUGGAAAAUGACAUUCCCAUUGUUUUUAAUAGUACUAUUAUUUUUUUUAUACAAUUACUAAAAUAUUUUUUUAUUACAAAUAUGUCUAAUAAAUAUGAAGAUAUCAUCCAAAUUAUAAAAAAAAAUAUUCCUUAUAUAGUUACCAAAAUGGAUAAUGUCGAAAAAAAAAUAAAUAAAAAUAUCUCUAUUUUUCUUUCUUAUUGUUUCCUAACCCCCGAAUUAAAACCAGAGAUUAUGAAAAUAUACUCUAACGAUGCAAAUCAAAUAUAUCGCACCCUAAUUGGUUAG